This is a messenger RNA of Magallana angulata, 1486 nucleotides long. Its product is annotated as short-chain specific acyl-CoA dehydrogenase, mitochondrial-like. Gene Ontology annotation, molecular function: flavin adenine dinucleotide binding. The transcript has 12 exons. The record is from RefSeq and is a predicted model, not a curated record. NCBI's taxonomy places the organism in Eukaryota, Metazoa, Mollusca, Bivalvia, Ostreida, Ostreidae. Gene Ontology annotation, biological process: fatty acid beta-oxidation using acyl-CoA dehydrogenase; butyrate catabolic process. Gene Ontology annotation, cellular component: mitochondrion. Bases 16 to 1341 code for a protein of 441 amino acids.
GGGUCCACUUGAUCAAUGCAAAGAAAGGUAACUCUGAGGUUGAAAAUGGACUUUGACUCUUUUAUCGUGGAGGGGCUGAAAACAACAACCAUGGCGGCUAUGAUACGCUGUCUGCUCAGAACAAGUCAAACUUCUGUAAAAUUCGUAGUCAGAAAAGAGAGCCUUCAGAAUGCAAGGUCCUUAUCUAGUUUGGCAGAUCUUCCAGAGACACAUAAGAUGUUACAAAAAAGCUGUAGGGAUUUUGUGGACAAUGAGCUAAUCCCUAUCGCUGGAAAGUUGGACAAAGAGCACACUUACCCAAAAGAUGUGAUAAAAAAGAUGGGUGAGCUUGGUUUGAUGUCGGUUGAUGUGCCCAGCGAGGAGGGGGGAACAGGCCUGGAUUACCUUGCCUACGCUAUUGCCAUGGAAGAGAUCAGCAGGGGCUGUGCCUCCACAGGCUGUAUCAUGAGUGUCAACAAUUCCCUCUACUUAGGACCAAUCAAUAAAUGGGCUACCCCAGCACAGAAAGAAGUCUUCCAGGAGCCAUAUUUACAUGGAGACAGAGUCGGAUGCUUUGCUCUCAGUGAACCAGGAAAUGGAAGUGACGCUGGGGCUGCCUCCACAGUGGCUACCCUAGAUGGAGAUUCUUGGAUUCUGAACGGAACCAAGUCCUGGAUCACCAAUGGCUACGAAUCUGAGGCUACAGUAGUCUUUGCCACCACAGACAAAAGCCAGAAACACAAGGGAAUCAGUGCAUUUCUAGUACCUAAGCCCAUCGCUGGCCUGUCUCUAGGAAAGAAGGAGGAUAAGCUUGGGAUUAAGGCCACCUCCACCUGUAAUCUAAUCUUUGAGGACUGCAGAAUCCCCAGGGAAAAUCUGCUGGGAGAGCCUGGAUUUGGAUUUAAAAUCGCCAUGCAAACUCUUGAUGCUGGCAGAAUUGGAAUUGCAGGACAGGCUUUAGGAAUAGCUCAGGCUUCAUUUGAGUGUGCCAUAGAGUAUGCUCAGAAAAGGAUGGCUUUUGGAAGCCCUAUCUCAAAGAUGCAAACAGUUCAAUCCAAGCUAGCGGACAUGGAGCUAAGAACUGAGAGUGCCAGACUACUGACCUACAAAGCAGCUCUCCUAAAAGAUGCCGGAAAACCAUACACUAAAGAAGCAGCUAUGGCAAAGCUGGCAGCCUCUGAGGCAGCAACCUUUUGUAGUCACCAGGCCAUCCAGAUUUUAGGAGGUAUGGGAUAUGUUACGGACAUGCCAGCGGAGAGACACUACCGAGAUGCCAGGAUAACAGAAAUCUACGAAGGAACUAGCGAAAUUCAGAGACUUGUGAUAGCAGGAAACCUUCUGAAGGAGUAUCAUGCCAGUUAGCCAAUCAGUGGGGGACUAGUGAAGGGACCUAUUCUGUCUAGUGACAGAGAAAUUGUGAUACAUUGUAAAUAUAAUAUAACAUACAAAGUAUGAUUAUAAGGCAUUGAGAAUCUUUACAAAUUAUAUCUCAGUUGGAAUUCCUGGC